UCAGUGGAAGCCCCGCUUCUCGUCAUAGCAAAAUGUUUUAUUGUUUAGGCAUUAUGUUGACUUUUUCAUUCGUAAAUAGUGCAGUGUUAAACGGAACAUGCCCAUUUGUUACACCGAGAGAAUUGGAUUUGAAAGAAUUGGAUGGUAAAUGGUAUAUAGCCGCUGUGGUCAGUGAUAUGGAGAUCCAAGGAGAUUGUGCUAUGGUGUUAUUCAACCACAAGAGUGACAACACCACGAAUGACUCAAUCAGUUGGAUUUCCAACAACACCAUUACUUAUUACAACGGUUCUGUUGAACUUACCGUUGAUAGUAAUACAACUGGGGAUUUGUUAAUGGUUACUUAUACAGAUCAGAGAACAGAAAUUUACUCAUUCCUGGAUGUGGAGUAUGAACAUUAUGCUGUAUUAUUUGCCUGCUACAACAACGAUGAUGGCAUGAGCAGUACAUAUGAACUAUGGAAGCUUACCAGAACACCACAUACGAAAGACGACGACGCUUUCAAACUGGACCGAGCAGUCGCUAACUACAGUCUACAAGACGCGCCGUUCAUUCAUUUCAAUAAUACAGAGAACUCUUGUAAAAUCAGCGGUGGGACUUAUUUGAAUCCUUCAUCAUUUAUAAUGGCAUCUGCAGCUGCGGUUUCACUAUUUCGACGUUUUUACUAAUCUGUACUUAAAGGAAAGAUUUGUAUGUAUUUAAAUAACUCAAAAACUACU
This is a messenger RNA of Papilio polytes (common Mormon), 716 nucleotides long. Its product is annotated as insecticyanin-A-like. The record is from RefSeq and is a predicted model, not a curated record. The transcript is spliced from 4 exons. NCBI's taxonomy places the organism in Eukaryota, Metazoa, Arthropoda, Insecta, Lepidoptera, Papilionidae. Bases 33 to 665 code for a protein of 210 amino acids.